CUCUCUCGCUCACGGGAACGUUCACUGACGGAGAGCAAAGAUGAGCACUCUGCUCAGGUUCUACAGACCCUUGUUCCCAUACUCGACUCGGAAGAUUCAACUCGGAACGCAGCGUUUCCACAGCUUAUUGAAGCCCAAUAGGAGAAUUCGCUGCGUGGCUACUUCCAGCCACUCUCAGCCGUCUAUUGUAGGCGGCGGCGGCAGUAAACCGGAGAGUCCAGAAUCGUCGGAGCUAUGGCUUCACAACACAAUGAGCAGGAAGAAGGAGCUUUUCAGGCCCAAAAUUGAAGGGAAGGUGGGCAUGUAUGUGUGCGGAGUCACAGCCUAUGAUCUCAGCCACAUCGGCCAUGCGCGCGUCUACGUCACAUUCGAUGUUCUCUACAGAUAUCUUAGGCAUUUGGGAUAUCAAGUCACAUACGUUCGGAAUUUCACAGAUGUUGAUGACAAAAUAAUUGCUAGAGCAAAUGAGUUGAGGGAGGAUCCUAUCAGCUUGAGCAGGCGCUACUGCGAGGAGUUCAAUCAAGAUAUGACCUGUCUGCAUUGCCUGCCUCCUUCGGUGGAACCACGAGUGUCCGAUCACAUGCCACAGAUCCUUGAUAUGAUAAAGCAGAUUAUUGAAAAUGGAUAUGGGUACAGUGUUGAUGGGGAUGUUUACUUUAGUGUUGACAAGUUCCCAGAUUAUGGGCGUCUAUCUGGGCGAAAGUUAGAAGAUAAUCGAGCUGGUGAGCGGGUUGCUAUUGAUUCAAGGAAAAAACAUCCUGGUGACUUUGCCAUGUGGAAGUCUGCAAAGGAAGGAGAACCCUUCUGGGACAGUCCAUGGGGCCCUGGUAGACCCGGCUGGCAUAUCGAGUGCAGUGCAAUGAGUGCUGCUUAUCUGGGUUACUCUUUCGACAUACAUGGUGGAGGGAUGGACCUUGUGUUUCCCCACCAUGAAAAUGAAAUUGCACAGAGUUGUGCUGCAUGUAACCACAGUAACAUAAGCUACUGGAUACACAAUGGUUUUGUCACCAUUGACUCAGAGAAAAUGUCCAAAUCCCUUGGAAACUUCUUCACAAUUCGGCAGGUUAUAGACCUCUACCAUCCAUUGGCUUUGCGACUUUUCUUGUUAGGGACCCACUAUCAGUCUCCGAUCAACUACUCUGAUGCGCUGCUUGAAAGUGCUUCAGACCGGAUUUUCUACAUUUAUCAGGCAUUACAUGAUUGUGAAAGUGCUCUGAGCCAGAAUAAUGGGGUAACCCUGAAAGAUACCAUCCCUCCUGAUACACUGAACAGCAUCAAUAACUUCUAUAACAUUUUCGUAACGUCAAUGUCAGAUGAUCUUCACACUCCUGUUGUUUUGGCUGCACUAUCAGACCCAUUAAAAACUAUCAAUGAUCUGCUACAUACUCGUAAGGGGAAGAGGCAAGAACUGCGGAUGGAGUCGCUGGCAGCUUUGGGAAAGAUAAUUAAGAAUGUUUUGAGCAUUUUAGGACUGAUGCCUGCAAGCUACCCGGAGAUUCUGCAGGAGCUGAAGGAUAAAGCCUUGAAGCGUGCAAAGUUAACCGAAGAUCAAGUAUUGCAAAAAAUCGAGGAAAGAAAUGCAGCGAGGAAGAACAAAGAGUAUGAAAGAUCAGAUACAAUUAGAAGAGAUUUAGCUGCCGUGGGGAUUGCUCUUAUGGACAGCCCAGAUGGAACGACGUGGAGACCUGCCGUACCUCUUGCAAUUCAAGAGCAGCAGGUUGCAACUACUUGAAACAGAUCCUGCUGUCAGCACUGUCAUAAUUCUUUAGUAUCAUACCAUGUAGAAUUAGGGCAUAUACAAUUUUCUCUCCUAUGCAAUUCUGAAAAAAAUAGGCUUUCACUUUCCGAAUG
Molecule: messenger RNA, 1851 nt
Organism: Malus domestica (apple)
Lineage: Eukaryota; Viridiplantae; Streptophyta; Magnoliopsida; Rosales; Rosaceae
Product: cysteine--tRNA ligase, chloroplastic/mitochondrial
Biological process (GO): cysteinyl-tRNA aminoacylation
Cellular component (GO): cytoplasm
Molecular function (GO): cysteine-tRNA ligase activity; ATP binding
Source: RefSeq, a predicted model, not a curated record